Molecule: messenger RNA, 2002 nt
Organism: Nicotiana tabacum (common tobacco)
Lineage: Eukaryota; Viridiplantae; Streptophyta; Magnoliopsida; Solanales; Solanaceae
Source: RefSeq, a predicted model, not a curated record
GCUGAAAAUGCAAUUCUUCGAGCUGUUUUGAAAUGAUUUAUUAUACUUCAUCAGAAUAUGAUUAAUUUCGAUAUACUACAGCUUUUCAGUUUCGUUGUUUAGCUAUUAGUUUUUGUUGUAAUUUCUGAGCUGAUUUCUCUCUCAAUUUUUUAAAUCUUAUUUGAAGAUUUUUAUGAGUUCUUCUAAUUAUUUUUUGUUGAAGAAAUUGCUUUUCACAUGUUGAUUUUGUUGAAGAAAUUGAUUUUCAAUUUUUUUCCCCGAGCUUAUGUUUGUAUGUAAAUAGAGCAUGAAAUUGUUUUGUAAAAUAUGUGGAAAAUCAAAUAGUUUGAGCUGUUUUUCCGAAGUAAAUCCGAAUGAAUUAGCUGUUAGACAUGAAUUUUUGUCGCAAUAAUUUGUGGAAAUUGCUUUCUAGUUUCUAUGCUUGAUUUGUCAAACUGGAUUUUCGUCUGUUGCGCUUACCAUAAUUUGUUGAAAUCAAAGAGUAAGCGUAGAUCUGUGAAGAACUAAGAAGAUUCUGAUUUAAUCCACUAAAUUUUUGAAUUCGCAAACAUGUUUAUCAAUUAAUCACGUGUUUUAUAAGACCUUUGAUUUUUGCUCUAAAUACUGAUUUUUCUGGCUGCUUCUUUAUUGUCUCAACGAAAAGGUCAAAAAUCCCUCGCCUGCGUAUCUCCGCCUCACUAUUCCUUUAGUCAUUUGUCCAGAUCUGUAAAAAAAUUCUUCACAUAGCUCGUAUAAUUUUUAAAUUACCAGUAUCUUAAUUUCAAUUAGCUAAUUCAGAGUUCAGAUCUAUAAAUUUUUUUAUGAAGCUCAUAAAAAUCCUUUUUUUCCAAAGCAGGUUUUUUUCUCACAGUAAUUUCCGUAAAUCUCUGUUAUUUUAGAUCCAUAAAAUUUGUCUAUGAGCUCAAACUUAAAAUUCCUUUUUUUCUGUAGCAGGUGGUUUUUUGAAUUUAGAUCUAAUUAUUAUCAAGCUAAAGAGAGAUGAAUCACUGCGCAAUUCAACAAGGUGCUUUCGCCGCUUGUGAAGAUAUGUGGAGUUCAAUUUCUGAUAAUAAAAAGGAAGCCGUUGUUUGCCCUAAGCCUCGGCGUCUCGGCCUUUUGAACGCUACUGUAAAUGAACCUUUCAAACCUCUCAGAUGGCAUGUUAGCCAUCAGCAAGAGUUGUGUGAUUCAAGAGCUGGAGCUGAUCUAUUGGAUAUCAUCCUCGCAAAGGGUGGUGGUGCGGAUCAAUCAUCUGCGCAGGUAGCCUCGUCGCCCCCAUUUUUUUGUGGGUCACCGCCGAGCAGAGUAUCUAACCCGUUAAUUCAAGAUGCACGAUUUGGGGAUGAGAAGUUCAUGACCCCAGUUUCACCGCGGGCAAUUCCCAUACCUUCCGGACUGGCUGCUUCGUCCCCAUCUGCAUCCGCCAGGAAACAUGGCGGAUGUGUGAGGGCGAAUUUUGGCAACAAUCCGGCUGUUAGAGUUGAGGGUUUCGAUUGCCUCGACAGGGAUCGCCGCAACUGUAGCAUCCCUGCCCUGGCUUGAUUGAACUCUUAAAAGUAAAUAUAGAGGUAAUUUGAAGUUACACGAAGGAGAGUAAUUCACUUUUGGUUUAGCAGCAGCAGGAGAAAAAGGUCCCUUUUGCCUAGUGUAAAUAUGUUUAAAAGGGUCUAUAUGUAGUGGUGUCUUGUUGUCUGUAAGUAAAUGAGAGUGUUGUUAUUAACCGAAGUAAAUAAUUAUGAGAGAAAAUUAGGAGUAUUUAGGUGAGGGUGGGGGUCAUGAGGGAAAAAGCCCUCUUGCAAUGGGUGUAAAGUAUGAGGUUAGACUUGGAGGAAAUUUGUAUUGGAAUUUGUAACCAUUUUGGGGUCGUUUUUGUGAAAUGUCAAUAUGGGCGGCUUUGAUGAUGAAGAGAUUUUGUUUUGAAAAAAGGAAAAACCUUUUAGUUGAGUGGAGUCAUCGUUGUAGUCAAUUCACUUUUGUAAAUAUAUGAAAUAUAAAUAUCGAUUACGGUUAUGAAUUAUUAUUA